AUGAUGAAGACUUCCGAAGUACGCUGGUUGUCGAAAGUUGCGUGUUUAACAAGGUUUUACUUAUUUUUUGAAUCAGUUUUAGAGUUUUUGGAAAGUAAAGAUCCAGAUUUAAAAGAAAACUUGAUCAAAUGGAAAGCAGACAUUGCGUAUUUGACAGAUUUGUUCAAAAAAUUUAAUGAGAUUAACUUGCAGUUACAAGGGGAUAGCCUAAAUUUAAACUGUUAUUUCAGCUUUUUUUGGAAAAUUGAAAUUUAUGAAGCAAAAUAUUAUUCGGCGCGAAUUCUCAGUUUCCAUACUUGUCACAUAGCAUGUCUUGAUGAAGAUAUUAAGACAUACGUUCAACAUUUAAAUGCGCUGCAUAAUGACUUCAAAAAUAGAUUUGAAGAAAUUUCGAUGAUGAAAAUAACACCAUGGAUCAUAAAUCCAUUUAAUGAAACGGAAGUGGCGGAUGUGGUAUUACAAGAGGAACUACUCGAGCUCAGCACCAAUGAAGAGCUGAAGGUGCAACUUAAAAAAGGCUAUCAAAGAUUUUGGCUGCAGGCAGAAAUACCCGAAAAAUAUCCAGAGCUGUGGGAAAUCGCGAGAAAACUUUUGAUAGCGUUUCCCUCGUCAUACCUUCUCGAAAAAAGUUUUAGUGUCGUUACAAACCUAUUAACAAAAAAGGAGCAGAUUAAACAUCACAGAACGGGGAGAUUUGCGGUUAAUCCUUACAAAACUGAAGCCAAAUAUUGA
Molecule: messenger RNA, 732 nt
Organism: Diatraea saccharalis (sugarcane borer)
Lineage: Eukaryota; Metazoa; Arthropoda; Insecta; Lepidoptera; Crambidae
Source: the annotation of a GenBank genome assembly